AUGGAAGGACUCUCUUUUCCAAAUGACUGGAGAACGACUCUAGUGGAGUUCUUGCGGUUAGGAGCUACAUUGUCCAAUUCAGAGGAGGCUCGCAUAUUAAGGAGGAGAGUCAGUCGGUUCACCCUGAUAGAGGAUCAGCUUUACAAAAAGGCCUUCUCUAGGCCUUUGCUUAAAUGUGUCGGAUCGGAUGACGCCGAUUACAUAUUGCGAGAGGUAUAUCAAGGCUCCUGCGGGGGACAUCCGAGAGGAUGCUCAUUAGCAAGGAAGAUCUUGUUGGCAGGAUAUUUCUGGCCGACCCUCCAGGAGGAUGCCGCCUGGACGGUGGCCACCUGUCUGUCUUGCCAGAAGUAUCAUAACCUCUCGCACCGGCUGAUCGAGGAGAUAAAGAUGCCCACGGUCUCUUGCUCGUUCGACCAGUGA
Messenger RNA from Zingiber officinale, 420 nucleotides. RefSeq lists its product as uncharacterized. Lineage: Eukaryota; Viridiplantae; Streptophyta; Magnoliopsida; Zingiberales; Zingiberaceae. The transcript has a single exon. The record is from RefSeq and is a predicted model, not a curated record. Bases 1 to 420 code for a protein of 139 amino acids.